UCUCUGAUGCAUUAACCAGUUGCAAGAUUCAUAUUGUUGUUGUUGAGAUAAAAAUUAAGACGCUAGCCGGCGUGAUGUGGAGCCAAUCAUCAAGAAACUUAUUAAGGCGCACCUCUUUUGUUCUAAAAAAUGACAAUCCUGUUAGGACAAUGAAGAAGCAAGGUGCAGGACCUGAUGCUCUGAAAGAACGCAACAAAAACAGAUACUGGCGCUUUCCGAAAUCAAACACGAGCCCCCGACAGAACUUUGACUACUUUCUCGUCCUUGACUUUGAAGCAACCUGCGAGGAAAACAAAAAAAUCGACGUCCAGGAAAUUAUAGAAUUCCCUUGUAUCAAGGUCAAUGCCAUAAGUCUUGAACCGGAGGCGAUUUUCCACCAGUAUGUGAUGCCCACCGUCAACCCAGAACUCAGCCACUUCUGCACAAAGCUCACUGGAAUAACUCAAGAGAUGCUGGAGGGUCAGAGCAACUUUAAACAAACAAUGCAGCAAUUUGAUCAGUGGCUCCACGAACAAGGCUGUGCAAACAACAGGAGCACUUUUGUGACCUGUGGUGAUUGGGAUUUGAAAAUUCAGUUGCCCAAGCAGUGUCAAACUGAGGGCAUUGAAUUGCCGCAAUAUUUUACAUCGUGGAUUAACAUCAAACAUUCGUUUGCCGAGGCAACUAGCCAGUUUCCGAGGGGUAUUGUCGACAUGAUGUCAAGACUGAAUCUCAAACCUUUGGGACGACUGCACAGUGGAAUUGAUGACUGUCGUAAUUUGACCAAAGUGCUUCAAAAAUUAGCUUAUGAGGGAUACGUCUUUCACAAAACUGGUUUCACUUGGCAGAGAAGUGGAUUCGCCCCUAGCGGGCAGACUCAAGAGCCAAAGUCUUGAACAUCUUUCUAAUGACUGAAAUCAUUUGUGUUUUGUUUGAUAUCUAGAAAUUUGACUGUUCAGGAAAUAAAAUUCCACUUGUUAUUUACAAAACCAACAUUG
This is a messenger RNA of Neocloeon triangulifer, 977 nucleotides long. RefSeq names its product ERI1 exoribonuclease 3-like. The record is from RefSeq and is a predicted model, not a curated record. Lineage: Eukaryota; Metazoa; Arthropoda; Insecta; Ephemeroptera; Baetidae. Gene Ontology annotation, biological process: exonucleolytic trimming to generate mature 3'-end of 5.8S rRNA from tricistronic rRNA transcript (SSU-rRNA, 5.8S rRNA, LSU-rRNA). The transcript is spliced from 6 exons. Gene Ontology annotation, molecular function: 3'-5'-RNA exonuclease activity; nucleic acid binding. The coding region runs from base 75 to 875 and encodes 266 amino acids.